AUGACCAACUACCCAUCGCACGAGGAAAUGCUUGGCUGCAUGGCCGCCUGCUUCAACUGGGCAGACAGCUACGACACCAAGGACUGGAAGAGACUCGAGACUGUUAUUGCACCCGAGCUCAUCAUCGAUUACCGUUCGUUCCUCGACAAGAUCUGGGAGGCUAUGCCCGCCGAGGAGUUCGUCAAGAUGGCAUCUGACCCCAACGUCCUCGGCGACCCUCUCCUCAAGACUCAGCACUUCAUCGGUGGUACCAGAUGGGAGAAGGUCUCGGACACUGAGAUCAUUGGCUGGCACCAACUUCGUGUACCUCACCAGAAGUACACCGACGAGUCCAGAUCGAAGGUUGCUGUCAAGGGCCACGCCCACAGCACCAACAAGCACUGGUACAAGAAGGUCGAUGGCGAGUGGAAGUUUGCUGGACUGAGCCCCGAUAUCCGUUGGUUCGAGUACGACUUUGACAAGGUCUUUGCCAGCGGCAGAGACUCUUUCGGCGAAGCCAAGCAGGCUGCUGGCAUCCCUGAACAGGCAUAG
Molecule: messenger RNA, 531 nt
Organism: Aureobasidium uvarum
Lineage: Eukaryota; Fungi; Ascomycota; Dothideomycetes; Dothideales; Saccotheciaceae
Source: the annotation of a GenBank genome assembly